UGUCUCUCUCUCUUUCUGUCCAUCUGUCUGUCUCUGUCCGUCGUCGAAUUCGCUCGCUCAAAGGUACGUCAAAAUUGAGUGGCGCGUUUACCCUGCUCUGCUGUUAUUCGAGCGCAACGCUUUCGAAUCUUCUUCAUUUUUUCGAUACGGGGCCAGGCGUGAAAGGAUCCGUGAAAAAUCCGAGAAAUUGAGUUCUAUUAACUUCUUUCUCCUCGUCGAUUUAUAUAUAUUUUUUUUUUUCUCGCGAGCUUCGCUCGAUAUUUCAAUUCGACGAUUGAAAUAUUUAACAAUAUUUAGUGAUCGAUUAAAUGUGGUGCAAGUGUUUCUGGAUUAAUUUUUUUUUAAGAUUUUAAAAUUCAAACAUCGAUACGUACAUUUUGUUAAAGCGUGAUUAUUUUUAAUCGCAAUGAAAUCCAAUCCUGUUUAAAAAAGCAGUGAUAUACAAUGGUGUAUACAUUGUAUUUUUGAUCAAUUUUUUGAAAGUUUUGAAAUAGAAAUUUAACGAAACGUUAACAUUAAAUGAAACAAUGCUCGAAAAAUAUAAUGCAUCUCAUCGUUCUUUCACCGAUCCACAAAAUUUCUCGUCUCGAUUCUUAUUCCAUUAUCGAUCGUAAAAUGAAAUUUUACAAGAAAAAUAAAAUACACGCGUAAAAGUAUAUAUUUCUCGAUCCAAUUUCCCAACCCAACUUCCAAAUCGACUUUGCAAUCGCUCUCGAACAUCAUCCAUCCAUUACAAUCAAUCCUUUUCCCGCCAUUUUUCAACUUUUUACUAUUUUUUUCUUUUAUUUCCAUAUCCAUUCGAAGAUUUUACAAACUUACUGAAUCUCGUCCCGUUGAUCGAAACGAUUCGAUUACGCGACGUAAUAAUACGCGUAGUCAGAUGGAGAGAGAGGGAAGAGGAAGGGGGAGGGGGGAGAGAACCCAGCUGAUCGGUUGAAUCAGUUAUUACGCGAAUACGUCUCCGCUUGUUCCGUGUCGCCGGUGAUUAUGUUACGCGCGAGGAAAUUCGAUUUUCGCGCCGGUGGAGCGUGCAAUUUCACUAGAAGUGAUGGGGAAACGAGUGGGAGUGGGAGUGGGGAGGGGAUGGGGAGAGGAGGAGGGGGGAGAGAGAGAGAGCUCGUCAGAGCCUAAAGACGGACGGUGCACGCGUCAGUAAUUUUUAGUUACUUUUUCGUUUCUCGUUUUUCCUUUUAAUUUAAUACUCUAUGACUUUUCGUCGCAAUUAUUUCGACGAGUAAAUUUCAAUCGUUCGCAAUCUUUCGGAAGAUUUCAUCUCUAUGUUAAUAAUUCGACGUGUUUUUCUUUUUUCUCUUUUUAUCGAGGAAUUUAUCGAGAAGGAAAUCUUGCUUUCGUUUUCCCAAUUUGAUGUUAUUUCUAAGAGUGAGGUUAAGUCUAAAGGAGGAACUGCAUGCACGCGUCGGAGUAGCCUCUGAGCAUGGAGUAGCGUCGCCCCAUAGAGGCUUUCGAUCGCUGCACGCAAAGAGGAAGGAACGCAAGAUCGAGAUGGAUAAAUACAGCGUCGAAUUCCCGAAACACGAGUGGAGCCAUCGACUCAGCCUUCGUAGCAGUCGAAGAAGUCACCAGGGCGAGGUGGCGGCCAGAUCCGUGGCCGGAUCCGUGAGAAGCACGAGGAGAUGGGCGAGCCUUCGACAACACGUGGCAGCUAACGAAGGCGGGAAGCCGAGGGUCGAGUUGCUCCUCGAUCCACCCGGAUCCAAGCCCUCGACCCCGUCCUCCCCCCAGCCGCACACCCCCAACACCCCGCGAACGCCCCACACGCCCUCGAGGAAGUCCAAUUGGGAGGUGAUCGAACACUUCACCGGCGCCCCACGUCCCUCCAUCGUGACGAUGAACAGGGGGUCGGAGGUCGGGAUAGGCAUCACCAGCGAAAAGGAAAUGAUAAAGAAGUGCAUCGACACGUCGAUGACCCAACCACCGAGGAAGUGCGCGCUUUGCCGUUUCUUGAAGUCGCUCUGCGCCUCCCAUCAUUUCAAGAAUUUACAGGUGGAGAUGCUAUAUCAACGAUACUUUCUACGAAUGAACCAGAGCAACAUGACGCACGUUCUUGGCCUAUUGGCGGGACUGGCUCUCGCUCUAGGCGUGCUACUGCUCCUCAAAUUGUUUCUCGAUGGCAACCAACGAUUUUUCGAUACUUUGGAAAGACCGGAAAACUUAUUUCUAGCGAUAACGUUGAUCACUUGUGUCGCCAUCUACGCCGCACUGGUCGCGGCUAUAUCCAGGCCGGGGAUGAACGAGAUCUGGUUGGCGGGGGUGAGCGGGAUAGUGCUGGUCACGUUGCUCGCGCUCCAAGUGUCGCUCAACGUGCAUCUGGCGCUCGGGUCGAAGGAGCAUCGCAGCGGGGGCCCGCUGGCCGCGGCCUGGGCCGUUUGCUUCUUCAUCUACAUGGCGUACGCGCUUCUCCCUAUAAGGCUGCGCCACGCGUGCAUCGCAGGCCUAGUUUUCUCCGUGGCGCACCUGAUCGGAGCCUUCGUCCUCUACCCUUCCUACUAUCCGGCCAUGAUGGAACACUUGUUAAGCUCCAUUGUGGUGGUCGGUGGGACGAACAUGGCCGGGGUGUUGACGCAUCAUCCUCGAGAACUGGCGCAAAGACAAGCCUUCCUCGAGACUAGACAAUGCGUCGAGGCUCGACUAACCACGCAGAGAGAAAAUCAGCAACAGGAAAGGCUUCUAUUGAGCGUGCUGCCGCGCCACGUAGCCAUGGAGAUGAAAGCUGACAUCGCGGGGAAGCCAAAGGAUACCAUGUUUCACAAAAUUUACAUUCAGAGGCACGAGAACGUCAGCAUUCUGUUCGCCGACAUUUGUGGAUUCACUUCCUUGUCGGAUCAAUGCACUGCCGAGGAGGUUGUCAAACUAUUGAACAAAUUAUUCGCCUGCUUCGACACAUUGGCAGCCGAGCACCAUUGUCUACGAAUCAAAUUACUCGGUGACUGCUAUUAUUGCGUCUCCGGACUUCCUGAACCGAGGCCAGAUCACGCGCGUUGUUGCGUGGAAAUGGGUUUGGACAUGAUUAGCGCCAUUACGCUGUAUCGAGAGGUGGGUGCAGUGAACGUGAACAUGAGAGUGGGAAUACAUACUGGAAGGGUUCAUUGCGGGGUUCUUGGCUUGAGGAAAUGGCAAUUCGACGUUUGGAGCAACGACGUCACCCUGGCCAACUAUAUGGAGAGCGGAGGGAUACCGGGACGAGUCCACAUCACGAAAGAGACCCUGGACUGUCUGGAUGGUUUCUACGAGGUGGAAGAGGGUCACGGGGGUGAGAGGAAUGCGUACCUGAAGGAGCACAAUAUCAAAACGUACCUAAUCGUCCCUGGGGACACGUGCAGGGGUAACAUACCCUCUUCAGGAUUGAGAAAGGGUUUGCCAGCGAAUGGGAACGUGUCGAAAGAGAUGAGGGUGAUGGGGCACGGGUCUCAACACGGGAAACAAAACAAAUUAGGCUUUGGAGAGACGACAGAGGCGAAAAAAGACCCCGAAGACGAGGUGAACGAGUAUCUGAUGAGGGCGAUCGAUGCCAGGAGUAUAGAUCAAUUAAGAACACAAUAUUGCACCCCUUUCAUCCUAACUUUUCGUAGCCCCGACGUUGAGGAGAAGUAUUCACGUGAAAGGGAUAGAAUGCUGUCAGCAUAUUUCGUCUGUUCCGGUUUCGUGUACAUGGUGGUCGUGAUUGCUAUAGCAAUCACUCUGUAUGGAAAUUACUCUUUUAGGAGUGGAUAUUUUUACACGUGUGUAACUGUGAGCAUAUUGGUGAUUGCGAUAAUCAAUGGCAUUCUACUAGCAGAAAAGAACAAGACAGUGCCACAAUGUCUUCGAGAUUUUGCGGUGCACGUAUUCGAGAAUCGUGGAAUGGCACAAGCUCUGGCCACGUGUGUCGUGUUUCUAACUUUCGUCACAGCAUUGUCGCCACUGCUCACAUUGGAAGGUGGCCGUGUAUGCGGAAACAGCACUUCUUUCUUCACCGAUAAUUCCAGCGUCACUUUCCAAAGUAUUGACACGCCCGUCAAUGUUUGCUAUUACACCGUUUUCGCUGACCUCUUCCCAGUACUGGUGAUGCUAGUCAUGAUAACCUGCGCAGUCUAUCAGAUUUUAACGUCGGUAUUCAAAGUGGCUAUACUAAGCCUAGUAGUCGCUUGCUACUUAGCUAUCAGCAUCUACGAAGCCGUAAACGAGAGAGACGUGGAAUUGACUGGAAGGUGGCUGGCAGGAGUUCUGGUAGUUUUCUUUAUGACUUGCUUGAUUGCCCAUUCCCAACACACAGAAGCCACUUACAGACUGGACUUUUUAUGGAAACUCCAAGCUACAGAGGAGAAAGAGGAAAUGGAGCAUUUGAAGGCCUAUAAUCAAAAACUGCUGGCAAACAUACUUCCAGAGCAUGUAGCAGCCCACUUCCUGUCUACGGUUAAUUCAGAUGAGCUGUACCACGAACAGUGCGACUUCGUUUGCAUAAUGUUCGCCUCGAUACCGAACUUUUCCGAGUUCUACGUGGAAUUGGAGGCGAACAACGAGGGUGUCGAGUGUCUCAGACUGUUGAACGAGAUCAUAGCCGAUUUUGACGAGUUGCUCGCCGAGGAGCCGUACAAAUACAUCGAGAAGAUCAAGAGCACGGGGGCCACGUACAUGGCUGCAUCUGGAUUGACGAAAAGCACCUGCGACAUGAAAGAUUACAAACACGUGACCGCGAUGGCCGACUACGCUCUGAGGAUACGCGAACAGCUGGCUUCCGUUAAUGAGCACAGCUUUAACAACUUCCGGUUGCGUGUGGGCAUCAAUAUUGGACCGGUGGUUGCCGGAGUGAUAGGCGCCCGAAAGCCGCAAUACGAUAUUUGGGGUAACGCGGUGAACGUGGCCUCGAGGAUGGAGUCUACGGGCGUGUUGGACGGAAUUCAGGUCACCCAGGAGGUUCGAGACAUCCUGAUCGCGAAAGGAUAUCCGCUCACUUGCCGCGGCACCAUCCAAGUGAAAGGAAAAGGUAGCAUGGUCACCUAUUUCCUCGACGGUCCUCGCGAUCCAAUCAGGGCGAGCACCCGCAACGACAUCAGCGAGGAGAGGAUAAGCUCUGUCGAUAAUUUCAAUCUGGAUGGGUCGGCAAUGUCGUCGAAGAAGACUUGAUCGAUAACUGGGCUGCCAACGUUGCCGUGAAACAAUCCUUCGAGAUGAGAAGAAGAUCGAGAGAAAAUUGUAAUUAAUUUUGAAGAGCGCCUAGAUCAUCUCUGUUCUCAAGGAAGAAAACGAAGAGGAAGAUUUAAAGAUGCGAACGGUUAUUUUUCGCUAGUAGACAUUAUUCAAAAUAGUUUGGAGGAUUUUCUCAAAUGUAUUUUGUACCUUCGAAUUUUUGACAACUAGUUUCGUUGAUAUAUUAUGUUUUCAUUGACACGUUCAAAUCGGUGGAAAUAAUGUAUUAUUAGAAUAAUCGUAUACGUUCAAAUGUUCAUACGUGGAAAUAUAUUUUGAGGAACGAUUCUAGAGAUCAAAGUACAAAAAUUGGUAUACAAUAAUAUCAAUUGAGGCUUAUUCGUUAAAUUAAAAGCAAUUGAAGUUUGCGUUAAAUGAAGCGAGAUACUUUUAUCUUCGUCACAUCAUAGUUAUAUUUCUAUUUCGCUUCAUCCAGCGCAAUUUUAAUUCCUUUAAUUUAGAUAAAUUAGUCUCGACAUUUUCGUAUAUCAAUUUUUGUUUUUUAUAAUCUAAAAUCGAUUCUCCAAAAGUAUUUCACGAAUGUAUUAACACUUUGUAUAAAUUUGUCAGAUAUUUAUGUUUGUUUUUUUUUUAUUGAUAAAUAUUUUGAAAGGGAUACACGAAAUGCAAUCAAUUUAAGAAAAAGAAUGUCAACGAAAUUGGUUGUCCGUGAUUCAAAGGCAAUUUGAUUCGGAAAAUCUGAUUUAUGCGUGGAAGAGAGAAAUAUUUCGGCUGUUUCUUUCUUUGUCUCACGACCGCCGACUGCCGUCCUUAAUGCGGUUCAAUCGAUCUCCAAAACUCGUCGAUUAGUCGUAAGUUAGACACGCAAACGGAAAAUCGUGUAAACUCGAAUCUUUCCGUAUCUCUCCCUAUUUUAUUUAGGGAAAAAAUGACUUGUACUUAAGUCGUAUCUCGCUAUUCUAUGUGUGAUUAGAUGUUUCGAUUCUAUUCCGGGGAAUAAUCUUUCAAAGCUGACAGCAAGACUAAUUUGCCAAUAUUUAUAAACUAUUUCAACCAUUUUAAUUGGGUUUCAUAAUGAGAAUUUGUGAAUAACAAUUUUAAAUACGAAUAAAAAAAAAAAAUAAAAAAGAAUGUCAAUUGAGAAUCAUAUUAAAUUAUAUAUAUAAAUUAUAUAAAAAUAAGUCUGUAUAAAUAUAAUUUCCAAAUUCAAAAAUUCGAAUUUUUGAAAUUUUUAUGAAAAAAAUGUGACAAUCGUAAAAUAGAUAUAAUAUUGAAAUGAAUUAACAUGAAAUUGAUUGACAGUCUGGCUGUUGGCUUAUGCACAUUCUUCUAGUCAAUAACGAGAGAUUAUAAUAAUUGAGAAGCUCGAUACAACGAAACCGUGGUUGAAUUUUUAAUAUAGAAAUUUCGUUCGAAAAACGAAACGGGACCACGGCAAGUCUAUAGGAAUUAAAGGCAAAAAGGAGACGCGAGAAACUAUUUAGGAAGGAAAAGAGAAAAAAAGACUCGCUAUUUUUACAUUUCUCUUUUUUUAAUCCUGUUUCGUCGACGAAAUGCGUCGAUUAAUGAGUUUUUUAAUCACAUGUAAGAAAAGA
Messenger RNA from Apis mellifera (honey bee), 6743 nucleotides. Its product is annotated as adenylate cyclase type 6. NCBI's taxonomy places the organism in Eukaryota, Metazoa, Arthropoda, Insecta, Hymenoptera, Apidae. Gene Ontology annotation, molecular function: adenylate cyclase activity. The record is from RefSeq and is a predicted model, not a curated record. Gene Ontology annotation, cellular component: plasma membrane. The transcript has 22 exons. Gene Ontology annotation, biological process: cAMP biosynthetic process; adenylate cyclase-inhibiting G protein-coupled receptor signaling pathway; adenylate cyclase-activating G protein-coupled receptor signaling pathway. The coding region runs from base 1366 to 5124 and encodes 1252 amino acids.